AAAGGAACAAACAGCUUCACUAUCUGUCCUCCACACCACAUAUCACCAUAUUCAUCUCUCUCUGACUCUCUCUCUCUCUCUCUCUCUCUCUCUCUCACUGUUGUAGCCGACACACACUCUCCCCUUCAUCUCUGCUCUAUACACAAACAUAUACACUCACAAAUACCCACAAAACACUGUUAAAUCUUGAUGCCCACAAAAGAGGAAAAGGGUCUUGGCAGAUUGAGUAAAGGAGCAGACUUUGUGUGUGUUUGAGUGUGUGAGAGUGAUAAACAUCCAAUAUUUUCAAUUGGGUGGUCAAGAUUUGGAUCAAAAGAUGAAAAUGAAGGUGGGGUUGUUGAGGUGGAAAACAAUGGUGAUUCUGGUGCUGAUGCUCAUCACUGUGCUUUCUCCCAUCUUUCUCUACACCGACACUCGUUUCUCUAUCCCCUCAUCCUCCUCCUUUAUCCUGGACCCAAUUCCUGAUAAUACUUCAAUUCACCAAGUUUCCACCUUUGCAGUUAGGCCUUUGAAUGUGCUUCCCCAGGAGUCACUAACAGUACUAAAACAAGAACCUGGAAUAAUUAAUGCAAACAAUUCAGAAAGUUCUCGCAAAACUAGACAACUUACUGAAGAGGACAACCACGAGGAAGCGAAGGAUGAAAACCCUAUCAGACAGGUAAUUGAAGAAGAGAAGGUGGAAAGUAAGGCUGUUGACAAAGAUGAACCCUUGGAGGUUGAGAAAAAUGACCCUGUUGAACAAGAGAAGGUAAUUCUGACUACGACUACCACAAAGAAAGAGGAUCCAAAAUUUGAGCAAAAGCCGGCCAAAACCUCAAAGAAAGUUAGCUCCAGAGAAGCGCCUAAGGUUAAACCUGAAAAGCAGAAUGCUCCAACAGUUCCCGUAGAUGCUCGUGUUCGACAUCUUAAAGACCAGCUAAUUAGAGCAAAGGUGUAUCUUUCUCUUGCAUCUACCAGAAACAACCCCCACUUUAUAAGGGAACUCCGGCUGCGAAUGAAGGAUGUCCAACGAGUAAUUGGGGAUUCAACCAAGGAUUCUGAGUUGCCAAGAAAUGCUGUCGAGAAGUUAAAGGCGAUGGAGGAGACAUUGGUUAAAGGCAGGCAAAUGCAAGAUGAUUGUUCUGCUGUGGUAAAGAAGCUUCGUGCUAUUAUUCACUCUACAGAAGAGCAGCUCCGAGUCCACAAGAAGCAGGCCUUGUUUCUGACACACCUAACUGCAAAAACACUUCCCAAAGGUCUUCACUGCCUCCCAUUGCGCCUUACAACUGAGUACUUCACAUUGAAUACUUCUGAAAGACAAUUCCCAAAUCAGGAGAAACUAGAAGACCCCAGGCUAUACCACUAUGCGCUAUUCUCAGACAAUGUAUUGGCAGCGGCAGUAGUUGUGAACUCAACUGUAUCUAAUGCCAAGGAUUCUUCCGAUCAUGUCUUCCAUGUUGUCACGGAUAGGCUUAAUUAUGCUGCAAUGAGGAUGUGGUUUUUGAUAAACCCACCAGGGAAAGCUACAAUACAAGUUCAGCAUGUCGAAGAGUUUACAUGGUUAAAUGCAAGCUACAGUCCUGUCCUUAAGCAGUUAAAUUCACCAUCAAUGAUAGAUUAUUACUUCAAAAAUCGCCGUGCUGAUUCUGAUCCAAAUAUGAAAUUCCGAAAUCCAAAAUACCUGUCAAUCAUGAAUCACCUCCGCUUUUACAUGCCAGAAAUUUUCCCAAAACUGAAUAAAGUGUUGUUCUUAGAUGAUGAUGUUGUAGUUCAGAAAGAUCUUACCAGGAUAUGGUCUCUAGAUUUGAAGGGAAAAGUAAUUGGUGUGGUUGAAACUUGUGGAGAAAGUUUCCAUCGAUUUGAUAGGUAUCUUAAUUUCUCGAACCCUCUUAUUUCGAAAAAUUUUGAUCCUCGCGCUUGUGGAUGGGCAUUUGGGAUGAAUGUAUUUGAUUUGGAGGAAUGGAGAAGGCAAAACAUCACAGAGGUCUACCAUUCAUGGCAGAAUUUGAAUCAUGACAGACAGUUAUGGAAGUUGGGUACUCUACCGCCUGGUCUGAUAACCUUCUGGAAGCGGACAUUUCCUCUUGAUCGCUCUUGGCAUGUACUGGGACUUGGCUAUAAUCCAAAUGUUAGCCAAAAGGAUAUCGAACGAGCGGCCGUUGUGCACUACAAUGGCAACUUGAAACCAUGGCUGGAGAUAGGUAUUCCCAAGUUCAAAACCUACUGGACUAAAUACAUUAAUUAUGAUCAGCUAUACUUGAGAGAAUGCAACUUGAGCCCGUGAACGGUAAACAGAUCUUUCCUUGUCAGGUGUCCUUCAAAUUGCAAUAAGCCCCUUAGAAAACAAGUUAGUGUCCCAUGAUUUGUGGUAUAUUCCGGAAUUUAACUUGCCUGAUAAGUAAUAUAUUUAUUCUUUGCAUCAUCAGUUUUCGUAGAUCCGAGAAAGAACCAACAUCUGUAAAUGUUUGGACGCUAGUUUUGAAUAUAUAUGAUUGUUACGUUGUA
Daucus carota subsp. sativus is the source of this 2484-nucleotide messenger RNA. Its product is annotated as probable galacturonosyltransferase 4. The transcript is spliced from 9 exons. Lineage: Eukaryota; Viridiplantae; Streptophyta; Magnoliopsida; Apiales; Apiaceae. Gene Ontology annotation, molecular function: polygalacturonate 4-alpha-galacturonosyltransferase activity. The record is from RefSeq and is a predicted model, not a curated record. The coding region runs from base 317 to 2263 and encodes 648 amino acids.